Messenger RNA from Agelaius phoeniceus (red-winged blackbird), 1571 nucleotides. It is a transcript of the gene GPR18, whose product is annotated as G protein-coupled receptor 18. The record is from RefSeq and is a predicted model, not a curated record. NCBI's taxonomy places the organism in Eukaryota, Metazoa, Chordata, Aves, Passeriformes, Icteridae. Gene Ontology annotation, molecular function: G protein-coupled receptor activity. Gene Ontology annotation, cellular component: plasma membrane. Gene Ontology annotation, biological process: phospholipase C-activating G protein-coupled receptor signaling pathway; positive regulation of Rho protein signal transduction.
AAACCUUCUACAGAUUUGGGGCCAUGAAAGAAGCAUCUCUGAAGAAAUUUUGUAGAGCGCAAAAGCUGCCACAGGGCUGGGUAAAAGGCCAGACAAGAGGAACCCUCCCACACAAGAAACUGUGACCACACCAAGAGCCAGGAAAGUGCUGGGGGUGAAGGUUAAACAAAGCACUCAUGCAAGCACCAGGGGAUUUAUGGAGCGCAACUACUAUUCCUAAGUUCAAUUAAACUAUGACGCCAGAAAAUUCCCACCCAGAAGAAUACAGGAUUGCAUCACUGGUCUUCUACAGCUUUGUGUUCACAGUGGGAUUGCUGGUGAAUGCCACUGCACUAUGGGUGUUCAGCUGCACUACCAAGAAGAGAACAACUAUAACUGUAUAUAUGAUGAACGUUGCAUUACUUGACCUGUUUUUUAUCUUUUCCCUGCCUUUCCGGAUAAUCUACCACGGGACAGAAGCGUGGCCUUUUGGAGAUACGUUCUGCCGGAUCCUCGGGGCUUUCACUGUCUUUUACCCAGCCAUUGCUCUGUGGCUGCUCGCUUUUAUCAGCGUAGACAGAUUUAUGGCUAUUGUCCAACCCAAACAUGUCAAAGAACUAAAAAAUACAAAAAAAGCUGUGCUGGCUUGCACUGGAAUCUGGAUAAUGACCCUCUCAACAACAUCCCCGUUGGUGUUUUUACGAUCUGAUCCAGACCAAGCCUCAAAUUUCACCACCUGCCUGAAAAUGCUUGAUAUCAUCCAUUUAAAGGAAGUAAAUACACUGAAUUUUUGUCGCUUAAUUUUUUUCUUUUUGACCCCCUUGUUUAUCAUGAUGGGGUGUUACCUUGUCAUUAUUUAUAAUUUUAUUCAUGGCAAGACUUCCAAACUGAAGCCUAAGGCAAAGGAGAGAUCCAUAAGAAUUAUAGUUACUCUGAUUGCUCAGGUACUCAUCUGCUUUGUACCCUUCCACAUUUGCUUUGCCUUCCUGAUGCUGCAAGAUGAAAAUACAAGUUACAAUCCCUGGGCAGCCUUUACCACCUUCCUCAUGAAUCUCAGUACAUGCUUGGAUGUUAUACUGUACUACAUUGUUUCCAAACAAUUCCAGGCAAGAGUCAUCAGCGUAAUCCUUUAUCGCAAUUACCUUCGAAGCGUGCGCAGGAAAAGUUUUCUAACUGGAAGUGUAAGAUCACUCAAUAAUAUGAACAGUGAAAUGAUAUAAAAAGACAAAAAAUGUCAGGGGACUUUUACAAUGCAAACAAGGGAUUCUUUUUCCAAAUUCUAGCACUUGGCUACACAGAAGGAUGUUCUAUAACCAAAGGUAACAGAUAUAUUUGUUGCAUUGUAAAAAUGACAGAAGCAGAAUAAUAAUUGGACCUCUUUUUAUCUGCUCAACAUCUUUUGUUGUUUCACCUGAAAUGAACUAAUACCUAGCAUCAGUGUUAAACUUUCCAAUGCUUUUAUCACCUCAAGCGACUAUGAAUAUUGACAGAUGUGAAAGUGACUAUUAAUAUAAUAAAGCAGACAACACUGAAGAAUUAUGAUGAAUUGCAUAUAUGAAUUUUUUAUAUUUGCAUAAUCAAAUGCUCCUGAA